Messenger RNA from Lotus japonicus, 1637 nucleotides. RefSeq lists its product as uncharacterized. Lineage: Eukaryota; Viridiplantae; Streptophyta; Magnoliopsida; Fabales; Fabaceae. The coding region runs from base 1 to 1320 and encodes 439 amino acids. Gene Ontology annotation, molecular function: nucleic acid binding; zinc ion binding. The transcript is spliced from 5 exons. The record is from RefSeq and is a predicted model, not a curated record.
AUGACAGCUCUUGAUGACACGAAUUUCUACUCCUGGAAACAACUGGUUGAAGGAGUGAUUAGGGCUCACAAAUUGCAGAAAUUCAUUCAAGAUCCACUGCAAAUUCCAGAACAGUUCUUGACUGAGGAAGAUCGAUUGACAGAAACAUGGUUCAGUGUCGACAUUCAUGGCAGAUCUGGGAGGAAAUUCAUAAACGCACAUUCCAAGGCUCAAUCUACUCAACUGCGCUCUGAAUUGAAGACAAUCACAAAAGGAACAAAGACUGCUACAGAGUAUCUCAAGCGAAUCAAGACUAUUGUCAAUACACUGACUUCGAUUGGUGAGCCAGUUCUGUUUCGUGAUCAUCUUGAAGCCAUCUUUGAUGGACUUCCAGAUGAGUAUAGUGCGUUGAUGACUGUGAUUUACAGUCGUGACACCUUUUUCACCAUCUCUGAAGUUGAGGCCAUGAUUCCUGCACCAGUGUCGCAACCACCACCGGUGGCCAAUCCUUCUCCAUCGUCUCCGUGGCAACCACCUUCAGCGUCACAAUCUGCGGUGCAGAGUGAUGAGCACGAUCGCGACAAUGGAGGAAGCAUCAAUGGCAACUAUGGAGGUAGUUAUGGCCGUGGACGCGGUCGCGGGAGAGGUCGCAGCACUCUCCAGUGUACGUUUUGUCACAAGUUUGGUCAUGAUGUUAGUUCUUGCUGGUCGAAGCCUGCGACAGCAUCGAAUGGUUCGAAUGGUGCUAUUGGUCAAUCCAAUUUUGGAAAUUCGACUACUGCACCCAAUUUAGGGUUUUCUGGAGCUCAAUUUGGGAAUUUAGGGUUUCCUAAUGCUCAAUUUGGGGGUUUUGGUCCCUACACGAAUUUAGGGUUUCCUGGAGCAAAUUUGGGAUUUUCUGGACUCAAUUUAGGGUUCUCUGGAGGAAAUCUGGGAUUUCCUAAUGCUCAAUAUGGAGGUUUUGGUCCCUAUACUGGUCUUGGAGCUGGAAUGCACAAUCCUUUUGGUCCUUGGUGUGCACCUCCUACUGUACAUGGUACUUGGGGCUCUCAAUUUUCUGCCAGACCACAACAACAGGCAGGAGCUAUUCCCAGAGGUUUUACUCCUCCUACUGCACCACCUCAAGCACCACCACAAGCAAUGCUUGCUACUGUUCCUUCUCAGGGUCCUUCUCCUACUGCAGCUGCAGCAGCAGUACAGUGGUUUCCUGACUCUGGUGCUACUCACCAUGUCACCAAUAACCCUGCUGUGUUUGUUGAUAACAGUCCAGUGAGCUCCUCAGAACAGAUUUACAUGGGCAAUGGUCAAGGAUUGCCUAUUCAAUCCAUAGGACACCUCUGAGCUUCUUCUCACAGGACGUGUGGGUGAAGAUGGUCUCUACUCCUUUGAUGGACCUCUCACUCGAGCUUCUUUGUCCUCAAGCCAGUCUUCUUCAGCACUUUCCUUUCGGCAUCACCAGGCUGCUCUUGUCUCACAGCCUAGGGUCAAUAAAGCAGUUUUUGCUACCAGUAGUAGUUUACCUUCUUUGUCUUCUUUUACACAAUCCAACACUCACGCUGAUGUUGUUGAUAGUAGUAGCAGUAGCAAUAUUUCUUUGUAUGAUUUGUGGCACUAUAGAAUGGGUCAUCCCCAUCAUGAUGUACUCAAACUUGCUUUAU